This is a messenger RNA of Hibiscus syriacus, 2163 nucleotides long. Its product is annotated as sulfite reductase [ferredoxin], chloroplastic-like. Gene Ontology annotation, biological process: sulfate assimilation. The record is from RefSeq and is a predicted model, not a curated record. NCBI's taxonomy places the organism in Eukaryota, Viridiplantae, Streptophyta, Magnoliopsida, Malvales, Malvaceae. Gene Ontology annotation, molecular function: heme binding; sulfite reductase (ferredoxin) activity; 4 iron, 4 sulfur cluster binding. The coding region runs from base 82 to 2148 and encodes 688 amino acids. Gene Ontology annotation, cellular component: chloroplast stroma; sulfite reductase complex (NADPH). The transcript is spliced from 9 exons.
AAACAAGGUUGAAACUUGUUUAUUUAUUUUCCUGAAACAGCGUCAGAUCGAAGGGAUAGGCUUUGGCUUUUCUCUGAAGCCAUGACGACGUCGUUCGGAACUGCGACGAGUGUCGUGACACUGAACGAUCCAAUGAUUCGAUUGCAGAGCUUUACGGGGUUGAGAUCUUUGCAUUCUGUUGCUUUUCCGGGAAAUGUUAGCGCCUUUCCGGUUCCCUUCUCCACUCCUUCACUAAUUAGAGCUAUCUCCACGUCAGUCAAGCCUGACAAGACUACUCCAGAGCCGAAGCGAAGUAAAGUCGAAAUAUUUAAAGAACAAAGCAAUUUCAUUAGAUACCCUCUUAGUGAGGAGAUACUGAGUGAUGCCCCCAAUAUAAACGAGGCAGCAACUCAAUUAAUUAAGUUCCAUGGGAGCUAUCAACAGUAUGACAGAGAUGAACGAGGUACAAGGUCUUAUUCCUUCAUGCUUCGCACUAGAAACCCCGGUGGGAAAGUCCCAAACCAACUCUACUUGACUAUGGAUGAUCUUGCCGAUCAGUUUGGUAUCGGAACACUUCGUUUAACUACGAGGCAAACAUUUCAACUCCAUGGUGUUGUGAAGAAGAACCUCAAGACCGUAAUGAGCACAAUCAUUAAAAACAUGGGUUCAACUCUUGGUGCGUGUGGGGAUCUCAAUAGGAAUGUGCUUUCUCCUGCAGCACCUUUAGUGACAAAAGAAUACCUGUUUGCGCAGGAAACUGCUGACAACAUUGCCGCUCUGUUAACUCCUCAGUCAGGUUUUUACUAUGACGUAUGGGUGGAUGGGGAGAGAUUCAUGACAUCGGAACCUUCAGAGGUUGUCAAAGCCAGGAACGAUAAUUCCCAUGGAACGAAUUUCCCCGAUUCGCCUGAGCCGAUAUAUGGGACUCAGUUCUUGCCGAGGAAGUUCAAAAUUGCUGUGACUGUGCCAACUGAUAACUCAGUCGAUAUUCUCACGAAUGAUAUUGGUGUUGUGGUAAUUUCUGAUGAAAAAGGGGAGCCUCAGGGGUUCAACGUCUAUGUUGGUGGCGGCAUGGGAAGAACCCAUAGGCUAGAGACCACUUUUCCGUGCUUGGGAGUACCACUGGGUUAUGUGCCAAAACAGGACAUUUUGUACGCUAUUAAAGCCAUUGUUGCCACACAACGAGAUCAUGGCAGAAGAGAUGACCGGAAAUUUAGUAGAACCAAAUAUUUGAUCAGCUCUUGGGGGAUUGGAAAGUUUAGGAGUGUUGUCGAGCAAUAUUAUGGAAAGAAAUUUGAGCCUUUCCAUGAGUUGCCUGAGUGGGAAUUUAAGAGUUACUUGGGAUGGCAUCAGCAGGGUGACGGUGCAUUAUUUUGCGGGCUCCAUAUAGAUAGUGGUCGUGUUGCAGGGAAAAUGAAAAAGGCUCUGAGGGAAGUAAUAGAGAAGUAUAAUUUAAAUGUUCGAAUCACCCCAAACCAAAACAUUAUUUUGUGUGACAUUCGUAGUGCAUGGAGGCGUCCCAUUACCACAGUUCUUGCUCAGGCUGGCCUGUUGCAACCUAGAUAUGUGGACCCCCUGAACUUAACUGCUAUGGCUUGUCCAGCUUUCCCACUUUGUCCAUUGGCAAUAACUGAAGCUGAGCGUGGCAUACCCGAUAUCCUCAAGCGAGUCAGAGCCGUCUUCGAGAAGGUUGGUCUCAAGUACAAGGACUCAGUGGUGAUACGGAUUACCGGCUGCCCUAAUGGUUGUGCUAGACCAUACAUGGCUGAGCUUGGACUGGUUGGUGAUGGUCCCCACAGCUAUCAGAUUUGGCUUGGAGGAACACCCAAUCAAACCCAAUUAGCAACCAGUUUUAUGGACAAAGUCAAAAUUCAGGAUCUUGAAAAUGUUUUUGAGCCUUUGUUCUACUACUGGAAACGAAAACGACAUCUCAAAGAAUCAUUUGGCGACUUUACAAACCGCACUGGAUUUGAAAAACUUCAAGAACUGGUGAACAAAUGGGAAGGUCCAGUGCAAGCACCAAGGUAUAACCUAAAGCUCUUUGCUGAUAAACAGACAUAUGAAGCCAUGGAGGAGCUUGCUAAGCUGCAGAACAAGAGUGCUCAUCAGCUGGCGAUCGAAGUUAUCCGUACUUUCGUUGCUGCCCAGCAGAACGGUAGAAGUGAAUAAGUCUAUCUUAGAUGC